AUGGCCUCCGUCCUUGAUCCCCACUAUCUCUGGGCAUUUGGGCACCUCACCGUGCUCACAAAUGCUGUCUACAUCGUCAUCCAGACGCUGCUUUUCCGCGGCACCCCAAACAUCCCAUACCGCCUGCUCUACAUUGGCGCGUUGCUGAGCUACUCAAUCGUCGUGUUCAAGUCGCUCGGCAAGCCCACUGGCAUGCCAUGGCUUCGUCGCGCGUUUGUUGACGAGAACGCCCAGUAUGCUCUGUUGGCGUUUUACUGGCUCAUCUCCAAGGCCAUCGGCAUCACCAUCCUCCCGUUCGCGACCUUCUCGCUGUUCCACUGCGCCACUUUCUUCCGUACCAAUAUCCUCCCCAAGUUCUCCCCCAAGGCUGUGGCCGGUCAGCAGAGCCCGCCCCCUAACUGGGCCGACAACCUCGGAAAGCAACUCCAGGAUUGGGUCAAGCAGAACUACGACAAGGCCAUGAACUUUGUCGCGUAUGCUGAGCUCGUGAUCCUCCUCCGCGUCUUUGUCGGCGCGCUCACCUGGCGCUCGUCGUUUGUCGCCCCCAUCUUCCUCGCCCACUUCAUCCGCCUCCGCUACCACGCAUCGCCGUUCACUCGCCACAGCGUCAACACCGUUGGCGCCAAGAUUGACGAGUUUACAAACGGCCAGUCCCCUGCCAUCAAGAACGCUUGGGCCACCGUCAAGCGCGUCCUAGGCACUUGGGGCGGCGGCCAGCUCGUUCCUGGGCCCCAAGCUGCCCCCCGACCCGCUGCUCCAGGUGCCCGUGCCGCUGGCGCGACUCGCCCAGCCGCGGGUGCGUCGACUGGUGCGGCGACGGGCGCCGAACCGGCAGCACCUGCUCCCGGCACCACGGGCGCGACGCGCCGCGCGUGA
This is a messenger RNA of Cutaneotrichosporon cavernicola, 876 nucleotides long. RefSeq lists its product as uncharacterized. Gene Ontology annotation, biological process: endoplasmic reticulum tubular network organization; membrane organization. NCBI's taxonomy places the organism in Eukaryota, Fungi, Basidiomycota, Tremellomycetes, Trichosporonales, Trichosporonaceae. The coding region runs from base 1 to 876 and encodes 291 amino acids. The record is from RefSeq and is a predicted model, not a curated record. Gene Ontology annotation, cellular component: membrane; endoplasmic reticulum. The transcript is spliced from 4 exons.